Myotis lucifugus (little brown bat) is the source of this 3529-nucleotide messenger RNA. It is a transcript of the gene TMPO, whose product is annotated as thymopoietin. NCBI's taxonomy places the organism in Eukaryota, Metazoa, Chordata, Mammalia, Chiroptera, Vespertilionidae. Gene Ontology annotation, molecular function: DNA binding. The transcript is spliced from 10 exons. Bases 228 to 1580 code for a protein of 450 amino acids. The record is from RefSeq and is a predicted model, not a curated record.
UUGGUGCGGGCUGCACUUGGUCCGCAGUUCUGCGCCGGGGGCUUUUGUGUCCGCCUUUUGCUUUGCUUUCUGUGCGCGUUUUUGUUUUUUCUUUUCUUUUCUCCGCGCGCUGCUCCCCAGCGGAAGCCGCGAGGCUCGGAGGCAGCAGCCCUCACCCCAGGCGAGGAGCGAGCGCGCCAGCGUGAGCACCGGAGUGACGGCUGCGGGGCAGGGGGUUCGCCGCCGAGAUGCCGGAGUUCCUGGAAGACCCCUCGGUCCUGACGAAGGAGAAGUUGAAGAGUGAGUUGGUGGCCAACAAUGUGACGCUCCCGGCGGGGGAGCAGCGCAAAGACGUGUACGUGCAGCUCUACCUGCAGCACCUCACGGCGCGCAACCGGCCGCCGCUCGCCGCCGGCGCAAACAGCAAAGGGCCCCAGGACUUCUCCAGCGACGAGGAGCGCGAGCCCACCCGGGUCCUCGCCGCCGCGGGCCGCGCCCGGCGCCCCUUGGGGAAAAAAGCCACAAAGAAAACUGAUAAACCCAGACUAGAAGAUAAAGAUGACUUAGAUGUAACUGAACUCACUAAUGAAGAUCUUCUGGGUCAGCUUGUGAAAUAUGGGGUGAAUCCUGGCCCUAUUGUGGGAACAACCAGGAAGCUAUAUGAGAAAAAGCUGUUGAAAUUGAGGGAACAAGGAACAGACUCAAGAUCUUCUACUCCUUUCCCAACAAUUUCUUCUUCAGCAGAAAAUACAAGACAGAAUGGAAGUAAUGAUUCUGACAGAUACAGUGACAACGAAGAAGACUCUAAAAUAGAGCUCAAGCUUGAGAAGAGAGAACCACUAAAGGGCAGAGCAAAGACUCCAGUAACACUCAAGCAAAGAAGAGUUGAGCACAAUCAGAGCUAUUCUCAAGCUGGAAUAACUGAGACUGAAUGGACAAGUGGAUCUUCCAAAGGCGGACCUCUGCAGGCAUUAACUAGGGAAUCCACAAGAGGGUCGAGAAGAACUCCAAGGAAAAGGGUGGAUACUUCAGAACAUUUUCGUAUAGAUGGUGCAGUAAUUUCAGAGAGUACUCCCAUAGCUGAAACUAUAAUGGCUUCAAGCAACGAAACCUUAGUUGUCAAUAGGGUGACUGGAAAUUUCAAGCAUGCAGCUCCUAUUCUGCCAAUCACUGAAUUCUCAGACAUACCCAGAAGAACACCAAAGAAACCAUUGACAAGAGCUGAAGUGGGAGAAAAAACAGAGGAAAGAAGAAUAGAAAGGGAUAUUCUUAAGGAAAUGUUUCCCUUUGAAGCAUCUACACCAACAGGAAUUAGUGCUAGUUGUCGCAGACCAAUCAAAGGGGCUGCAGGGCGGCCAUUAGAAUUCAGUGAUUUCAGGAUGGAGGAAUCUUUUUCAUCGAAAUAUAUUCCUAAGUAUAUUCCUUUGGCAGAUGUCAAGCCAGAAAAGACAAAAAAGGGACACUCUAUUCCCAUGUGGAUAAAAAUUUUGCUGUUUGUUGUUGUGGCCAUUUUUUUGUUUUUGGUCUAUCAAGCUAUGGAAACCAACCAAGUAAAUCCAUUCUCUGGUUUUUAUCUUGGCAACUCUAAAAAUCUCAACUGAAUGAUAUCUCUUUGGCACACUCAACUUGGUCUCCUAUUUUUAAUAACUGUAUAAAAAAAUUGUGUACACUUCUUGACGCAAGAGCUAAAUAUAAUGUGAUUCACCUCAAAUGUAGUAUUCCAUUGAAAAGUAAGCGAUAUAUAAAUGGACUUCAUUUAAAUGUUUUGGACUUUGGACUAGUAGGAGAUCACUUCGUGCCAUACAAAUAAUCUUUUUUAGCUCUGGAACUUUUUUGUAGACUUUAUUUUUUUAAUGUGGGCAUCUUAUUUCAUUUUUGAGAAAAAUGUAUAUUGUUUCUGUGUUUCAAGAAGGGCGAAAUGUAUAAUGUGAAGCUACACAUUUAAAUACUUUGAAUUCUUACAGAAAAGAUUUAAGAAUUAUUCUCUGCUGAAUAAAAACUUUAGAGAUAUGUGAAACAUGAAAUUUGGUAAGAGAAAAAGUAACUUGGAGUUGUACUUUUGUAACAGCAACGAAGUUUAAUGGUGUUUAUGGGGAAAAAUACGGCAAUAAUCUCUUCAGUAACUUUUAUUACUAGUAAUGCUAUUAGUGUAGCCCUGUUGUACUCACUUUUUAAAAAAUUUCUAGUAUCAUGAAUGUCCUACUUCAGUAAGACCCAUUUAAAUACAGUUGAAUUUUAGCAGUAAUCUUUUAGUGCUAAAGAUUCCUAUAUGUAUAUGUUUUAGAAAACUGUUAACUGGCUAUCCAUGUUUUUAAAAGCUGUUUAGCUAGCUAGAAGGCUAUAAUUGGGAACCUGUAUUUUUUAUUUACAGCUAAAAAUAUUGUCAAUCCAGUUUGCUACCAAAUAUUUUUUAAUAAAUAAGUGUGUGUCUAUUUAGAAGUUAGAAACUUUACACACUGGUCUUUGUUUCCAUUUGAAUUCCUUAUUGCAUUGUCUUCUGUUACUAAAAACAAAUUUUGCCAAGUUUUUUUUGCCCUGUUUCCCGACAUAAUUUGAUUUUAAAAUGCAGAAAGUAUUAGCUUUUAAAUUACAUAAACUUUUCUUGGAUACACAGUAGUUACAUGAAUUUGUGAACUCUGAAUAUGAGGUGGGCAUUAUGAUUUUUGUGUACUCUUGAAGUGGUUAACUUUAUCUUGUGGUUGAUGUAUUUUUUUUAGCUAAAACUUACCUCAUGUAUAACUUGGUUAAUUAAUUGAAAUUUCAACAGAAUCAAGUAAAACAGAAAAUUUAAACUUACUCAUUUGAGUUACUAAUUUUACAGUCUUUGCCAUAAGCACACUAAAAAUGUAAGUUAUUUUUAAAUGCCAUCUGAAAUAAAAAGAUACUUUUGCAAAAGGGAAAAUGCUAAAGGUGUAUAUUUAGACCAGCAAACAAUUUUUAUUUGAAUUAGCCCUUUUCUGAUAUUUAGCUUUUAGAUAUUUUGUAGACAUUUGUCACUUGGCAGUUUAUCAGAAAUGUUUAUAGGCCCGAGGGAGUAAGAAACAUAUAGGUCAGAAAUGCUUGCCUCUUUGAGUAAAAGUGUUUCUUUGAGAUGAGCCACACAGGGGGCACGUUUUACUCAACUUUCCUGCGUAAGAUAAUAGCAGUCUACUUUCACUUUCUUUGUUUUUAAACUUUGUUUCCCAUUUUGUUUUCGAUCUUUUGUUUAUAAUUAGAAAUUGUGAGAAGCUGCAUUUACUGUUUAAAAAUGUGGGAUGAUAAAUCAGACUUAAUAUGUAUGUAAGAUCAAUUUUCUAACAGGAAAGGUGUGGUCCAAAAUAGCAAAAGUAGGACCAGAUAAAAGUCUUCCCCCCCUCUCCCCCCAUGUGUAUUUGGUCUUUUGUGUGUGUCUGUUUUACUCCACUAGAAUUAAUGUGUCCUUGAUGUAAACGCAAAGCAUUUCUUCCCGAUUAAACUGUAGAUGUAGACUUUACAAUAUAAUUCAACAAUAAAAAAUAGUUAACCUGUAGUUUUGUCAUUGCAAUAAAUGCUUUUUAGAUUGCACAAAUUA